CAUCAUACACAUAUAUCACACAUAUCACACUUACAUGCCACACACAUACAAUGCACACCACACACACAGAUCCACCCACCAUAAUAAAUGGGUAAAGACAUUAGGAGAAUGGUUUACAGAAAGUCUCUGCUCCAGGCAUCAGAUUAUAUUUAAUAAUGCUCUCGACCUUUGAGUUGGUGGAAUCUAUGGGGUCUGUACAUUCCAAAAAGGAGUAUGCUUGGCAGUCACAAGGAUGGUGGGCCAAAUACUGAAAUGGAAAAUAGUCAGCUGACUGUGGUCUCAAAGUGAUUUGGCUCUGGACCUGCAUCGUUCCAAUUCUCUGUAAUUAUUGACAUAUUAGUCAGCCUUGUGAAAUAUUUAACAUAGGUGUGGCUUUUUUUUUCUGUAAAUUGUAAAUUUUAAUUCGUACUUUCCCAUGUUGACCAAAGACUCAGGUAAAAUCCCAAGGUGAGAUUUGAAUGACUACUGAGUGUGCCAAAGAUAAGCCAAGGGAAUCUGGUUCUGAACGGACCUGCAAUGUUCUGGUACUCUGCAAUCACAGGAGUUGUGGUCUUCAGCCACUGGAGCCUUUAGCACACAUGCGGCUCCUCCCCCUGAGAACUUAGUGGACAGUUCAUUUUCUGCAUGUAAAGCCAACAAUGCUUUGAUAUCCUGUGGUCCUGGGAAGACUCACUUCUAGAAUCUGAUUAAGACAGGAUGAGUAGCAGGAAAUAUUAUUUAAUUUAAAAAAUACAAAUUAUAGUAAAUAAUACAAGAGUUCUUAUUAGAAGAUAGUGAUAAAAGUGGAAUCUUUAAACAUGUAAGACUUUGUUCAAGUAAUUUAAGAUGUCUGAGUAAGUAGACAGUCAUAACAAAAUCAUGAUUAAUGGAAGGACAUAAUGUCUUCAGUGUGGCUUUACUAAACCAAAAUUAGCAUUUUUGUCAUUUAGGAAUAUAUCAAUGAAAAAUUAAUACCUAAAUAUUAAAUUAUUUAAGAAACAUAGAAAGUGAGAGAAUUUUUGUUACAAGGAUUUUGAGUUCAGUUACUUGAUAUAGACAGUUGCUAAUGUAUCGGAAGAUGAUUGUAACCCAGCUUUUAUGAAGUCCUUGUAGAAGUUUUCUUAAAGGCUGGCACAAGUUGGAGGUGAGAAAGGUAAAUUUAAGAGUUUAUCAAUUAUGAGGGUUUGUGUGCAGGAAGUGGGUACCUUCCUUUCUGGAGGUGAGAAAGGUAAAUUUAAGAGUUUAUCAGUUAUGAGGGUUUGUGUGCAGGAAGCAGGUACCUUCCUUUCUGGAGGUGAGAAAGGUAAAUUUAAGAGUUUAUCAGUUAUGAGGGUUUGUGUGCAGGAAGUGGGUACCUUCCUUUCUGGAGGUGAGAAAGGUAAAUUUAAGAGUUUAUCAGUUAUGAGGGUUUGUGUGCAGGAAGCGGGUACCUUCCUUUCUGGAGGUGAGAAAGGUAAAUUUAAGAGUUUAUCAGUUAUGAGGGUUUGUGUGCAGGAAGUGGGUACCUUCCUUUCUGGAGGUGAGAAAGGUAAAUUUAAGAGUUUAUCAAUUAUGAGGGUUUGUGUGCAGGAAGUGGGUACCUUCCUUUCUGGAGGUGAGAAAGGUAAAUUUAAGAGUUUAUCAGUUAUGAGGGUUUGUGUGCAGGAAGCGGGUACCUUCCUUUCUGGAGGUGAGAAAGGUAAAUUUAAGAGUUUAUCAGUUAUGAGGGUUUGUGUGCAGGAAGUGGGUACCUUCCUUUCUGGAGGUGAGAAAGGUAAAUUUAAGAGUUUAUCAGUUAUGAGGGUUUGUGUGCAGGAAGCGGGUACCUUCCUUUCUGGAGGUGAGAAAGGUAAAUUUAAGAGUUUAUCAGUUAUGAGGGUUUGUGUGCAGGAAGCGGGUACCUUCCUUUCUGGAGGUGAGAAAGGUAAAUUUAAGAGUUUAUCAAUUAUGAGCGUUUGUGUGCAGGAAGUGGGUACCUUCCUUUCUGGAGGUGAGAAAGGUAAAUUUAAGAGUUUAUCAGUUAUGAGGGUUUGUGUGCAGGAAGCGGGUACCUUCCUUUCUGGAGGUGAGAAAGGUAAAUUAUCAGUUAUGAGGGUUUGUGUGCAGGAAGCGAGUACCUUCCUUUCUGGAGGUGAGAAAGGUAAAUUAUCAGUUAUGAGGGUUUGUGUGCAGGAAGUGGGUACCUUCCUUUCUAGGCUGAUGAAGUCUUUGAUAUGACAUCUUUCCCAGUUGAUGGAGCUACCUUGUCUUAGCGCUUAUUCUACCAAUAUUUUCUUCCCUGGGAGCUCACGUUUGAAAGAUGGUAAUCAAUUCUGGGUUUUUAAUUAUUGUGUUUAAAAGUUUCUUAUAAUUGUGUCUAUCUCUUUCAUUUUUAUUUUUAAAUACUUUUUAAUCUUUGAGAAUUUCUUUUUUAUGUAUAUGGUAUCUCCUAGUGUAAUUUAUGAAUGUUUAUCUUAUUUAUUGGCUUAAAUUUUUCUUUUUCAUAUACUAUAUUUUUUGGUCAUAUCCCCCUCUUUCUGCCCACUCAACUUCCUGUUCUUCAAAAAAAAUAAUAAACAGAAAGACAAAAAAAUAGCAAAAGCAAAACAAAAGUACAAAACAUGGAGUCUGUUUUGUGUUGGUCAACUAUUCCUGAGCAGGGGACCUGCUUGGAGUGUGGUUGAUUUCCCCAGUGUCAUUCUAUUGGAGAAAAUUGACUUUCCCUUUUCCAGCAGGCAUCUAUUGCAAACAGCUUCUUGUUUAGAGGUAGAACUUUGUGUUCACUGCCCAUUCUCUUUCUUGAACAUGUGCAUGUCUUGUGCAUGUUUUCAAGAUUUCUGUGAGUUCAUGUCAGUCAGCCCUAUUGUGUCUGGAAGACAUUAUUUCCUUGAAGUCAUCUACCACCUCUGGCUCUUAGAAUCAGUCCACUUCCUCCUCUAUGUAGAUCUCUGAGCCUUGAGAGUAAGGACUUGAUAAGGACAUCCCAUUUACGGCUGAGUGCUCUGAAGUCUCGCUCCUGCAUCCUCCAGUCUUAGGUCUCUGUGCUAAUUCCCAUCUUUGCAUGAAGACGCCUCUCUGAUGAAGGUUUGGCAAUGCACCCAUCCUCUUUGGGAUUUCUUGUUGGCAGCCAUGCAGACUGGGGUGAAGUAGUAUCCCAGAGUAGUUUUAAUUUGCAUUUCCAUGAUGACUAGAGAUAUUCAAGACUGUUAAAAAUAGUUAUUGGCCAUUUGUGUUUCUUCUGAAAGUUGUCCAAUUCAUUAGCCUAUUUGUUGGUUAGUAUUUUUGUUUCUUUGGUAUUUAACUUCCACAGUUCUUUGCGAAUUCUCAACAUUAGCCCCCUAUUUGAAGUAUAUUGGUAAAGUAACCUUCAUAUAUACCAGCAGUAUACUCUCAGAAAAAGAAAAUAAGAAAAAUAUUCCAUUUAUAUUAGGUUAGAAUAUACCUAACUGAAGGUGUGAAAGACCUUUCCAAUGAGAAUGUCAAGACUAUGAAAAAGGAAAUCCUAGAAGAUGCUAGAUGAUGGAAAGAGCUUCCAUGCUCCUGAAGUGACAGUAUCAAUACUAUGAAAAUGGCAACAUAACCAAAAUUAACCUACACAUUAAUGGCAACCUCCAUCAAAAGCCCCAUGAUAUUUCACUAAGAGAAAAAAACCUUAAGAACUCAUAAGGAAUUAUAAAAGACUACCAAUAGCCGAAACAGCCCUGAGGUAUUAGAGGCAGCUAGAGGUAUCACAAUAACUUACCGAUAGAGCUAGAGUGCUCAAGGCAGACCUUCUGACAUGAAAACAGACAUGCGACCACUGAAGCCAAAUAGAAGACCCUGAAUAGACCAGGAAGACUAUGGUCACCUAAUCUUUGACAAAGGCUAAGUCAUGCAAUGGAAAAAAAAAAGACUUUAACAAAUGGUAUUGAUAAAACCUGUAGAAGAAUAAAAUUAGACUCAUGUCUCUCCUUGUAUAAAAUUCAAUUUGAAAUGAGUAUCAAAGACCUUAAAAUAAGCCAUAAAAUGCUAAAAUUUCUAGAAGGAAACACAAGGGAAGCCAGGCAUGGUGACUGAUGCCUUUAGUCCCAGGUCUCAGAGGCAGAGGCAGGCAGAUUCUAAGAGUUUGAGGCCAGCCUGGUCUACAUGGUGAGUUCCAGAACAGGGAGACCCUGUUUUGAAAAAGAAAAACAUCCAAGCAAAGAAACAAAACACAAGGAAUACUUUUCAAGACACUGAAUAAGAAAUUCCUAAAUAGGACUUCAAUAGCACAGGAAGCCCCAGAUCCAACAGAGGGGCUGUGUGAAGUCAAAUUUCUGCACAGCAGGAGAGUCUGUUAACAGAGCAAGCAGAUAACCCAUAGAAUGGAGGGAUGAUUCUCAAUAGAAUGUUUCCUACUGUUAUGUUGGUCACUGUCCAGCAUCUAAAAGCUUUAUCUAGUGAGAAAACACCCAGAUUUAGUAUUUGGAUUAAAUUGAAUCACUGAGUCCUAAAUGACUCAGUCAGUAAAUGUAUCCAGUUUUCUAUAAAUGUUACUAUAAGUCAUAUUGUUAAUACCAGAGAAUCAGGUUCCAUGUUGUAUCAACAUAGUGAAUUUUGACCUUGGGAAUUUUUUUAUGUGUGUUGGUGUUUUGUCUGUGUGAGGGUGUCGGAUCCCCUGGAACUGGAGGAAGGAGCAGAAUCUAGGUUCUGUUGGAGCUGAUGCUAGGGAACUCUUGUUGCCUCAGUACAUCUGCAGUCGUAUUGGGUUAUUGCUGCUUCAGAUGUUACCGGGAUUAGGAAGUGCUGUUAGAAUUUGAUUUACCACAGUCACACAGCUGUCCUCUGAAUAACUGGCAGUCAUCAGGUCUCAUUAACGUAUUACUUAGAUUAGAUUAAUUACAUAUUCAAACCUUUGCUGUCAUUGGAGAUAGCUAAUUUUCUGAUAAAGUAGUUGUUUCGUGGAAAUUUAUUAAAGACUAACAUGAUGAACAGCUAAACCAAACUGAUUUUAAAGCACAGUGUUAUAUUUUAUUUCUUUUUUUGAUUUUUUUCGAGACAGGGUUUUUCUGUGUAGCCCUGGCUGUCC
Molecule: messenger RNA, 4984 nt
Organism: Mesocricetus auratus (golden hamster)
Lineage: Eukaryota; Metazoa; Chordata; Mammalia; Rodentia; Cricetidae
Exons: 2
Coding region: 1156-2175 (339 amino acids)
Source: RefSeq, a predicted model, not a curated record